AGUGAGAAGCUCCCUGACUCGGUGCCUCCUAAAAAAAUAUAUAAAUAUAAUAAUAACCUACCCCCUUACCCCUCCCUUCCUCCUCGCUUUGAUUCAGUCUAUGUAGCCUACACGCAGGAGGAGAACGUCCACCGCAAAGCCAAGACAGUCUAGUGAGGGAGAGAGAGAGAGAGAGAGAGAGGUGGGGGGAAACAGCUGCAAGCGGAUACUCAACAUCAACAAGCUGUAUGAAGCAUCUGUAAAGAAGAAUAAGGGAUUUGGCGAGGACAGCGAAGGGGGUUCCUUACGUUUUCCCCUCUUCUCUGCUUUUUUGAUUUCAAGAACAGAGGCGUGGAGCUUGCGAGAAUAUCCUACAAGUGGUGAAGCGAUGGUUUAGCGGAGCAAUUUGGCAGAUUUUUUUUUUUUACAGCACGACCGCCCGACGACACUGUAAUUCCGAGCAGCAAUCCCCCAAACAUCUGUGGACGCUUUUCUGGUGGGGAGAUGGCUGUUUUCCGGCUGUCGUUGCUGCUGCAAGUGGGAUUUGUGAUCGGAUCAAACCACGAAUACGCGGAAUGGUCAGCGCAUGGGAAAGAUAUCAGAGCACAAGAGGCGAUUUACGGCGCUCAGACGCACCGUCGGCAGCUGGCGCAUCUCCGUGCGCCUCAUCCUCCCGUGGAGACGGCGAAGCUGCCGCAGAAAAUAGAGGAGUAUCUCCCCAGGGUGGUCACGGCGUUUCUGCACACGGGGGACUCGACCACCUUAAAGCACGCCAACUGCUCUCGGAGGUACGAGCUCACCUCUCUGCGGGGAAGGUCACACGCCACCCCGCAUUACUCCAUGAGCAGCGUGCUGGAUACGGUGCUGCACGCCACAAACUUCCUCAACAUGAUCUUGCAAGCCAACAGGUCCAGGGAGCAGAGUCUCCGGCGAGACAUUGAGUGGUACCAUGCCCUCGUCAGGAGUAUACUGGAGGGAGACGCCAAGAUACACCGGGCGGUUGUCACUUUCAGCGCGGAUCCGUCCGUGGAGGGGCCCUCGGUGCUUCUUCAAGCCACCAGGGCCGGUGGAGAGAUAGUCCUCCAAGACCUCUCCAGCGUGGCCCACCACCAUCUGCACAACCGCACUGAAGACGCAGAGUGGUACCACGAUGUCAAAGACAGGAAGAAGCCCAGUUUCCAUAAGAGGGUGCUGAGCCAAGAUUUCAGAUCAGUUGACAAUUCCAUAAAAAGAGGAGAAAGUUUUAUCCCGGACAAGACGCAUGUCAAAUGGUCUGCACCAUACCUGGAGUGUGAAAAUGGGAAUUUUCUUCCCCGUUGGCUUUUGACGUUAUCUGCUGCUUUCUAUGGCCUGAAGCCCAACUUGGCCCCAGAAUUCAGGGGCGUGGUGAGAGUGGACAUUAAUCUACAGGAUGUUGAUAUCGACCAGUGCUCCACUGACGGCUGGUUUGCUGGAACCCAUCGCUGCAACCUGACCACUAUGGAGUGUUUGCCGAUCCACGGUCAUGGAUUUGUCUUAGACAAGUACAAAUGCCACUGCAAGAAAGGAUUCUACCACCCCAACAGAGUCGCUGUCAAUGGCUUUACAAGGGACGGGAGGAAGGGGAAAGGAGCGGACAGCAGCCCCAAUGCGGACGAGGGCUCUUCCAGCGACUGCCUGCCAUGCCAGCAGGGCUGUGCUUACUGUAAGGACAACACACCCUGUGUGGCACGAGAAGAUGGCGCCCUUCGCAUGGCUGUGCUCUCCUUCCAGUGCCUCUGCAUGCUGAUCGUCUUUGUUAGCAUGGUGCUCAUCUACCAUUUUCGCAGGAAUAAGAGUAUCAGAGCAUCGGGUCUAGUCCUGCUGGAGGCCAUCCUGUGUGGAGCCCUGCUUCUCUACUUUCCGGUCGGGAUUCUCUAUUUCCAGCCGAGCGUGUUCCGCUGCAUCCUGCUGCGAUGGGUUCGACUGCUGGGCUUCGCCACCGUCUACGGGACACUGACUCUGAAGCUGUACAGGGUGCUGAAGGUGUUCCUGUCCCGUACAGCCCAGAGGAUCCCUUAUAUGACCAGCUGGCGAGUGUUGCGUCUGCUGGGCAUCAUCCUGCUUAUCGUCCUCUGGUUCCUCGUGGCUUGGACAUCUGCUGUCUGCCAGAACCCGGACAGGAAGUUGGCUCUCAUCGAUGUGGGCUACACGCCUGACGGACUGCAGUUCAGUAUGUGCCUGCUGGAUCGCUGGGACUACAUGAUGGCUGUCGCUGAGUUCCUCUUCCUGCUGUGGUCAGUGUACCUGUGUUACGCUGUGAGGACGGUGCCGUCGGCGUUCCACGAGCCUCGCUACAUGGCCAUCGCUGUUCACAAUGAGCUUGUCCUGACAGCGAUAUUCUAUGUCAUCAGGUUUACUCUUGCUCCUGAGCUUCAUCCAGACUGGAUGCUGCUACUGUUCUUCACCCACACGCACUUAACUGUAACAGUCACACUGGGUCUACUUCUCAUCCCCAAGUUCCUUUUUGCUGGCACCCACAUGAGAGAUGAUAUUGCCUCGGAGGCCUAUGAGGACGAGCUGGACAUGGGACGUUCUGGGUCGUAUCUCAACAGCAGCAUCACAUCAGCUUGGAGUGAACACAGUCUGGACCCUGAAGACAUUCGGACACCAGACGAAAUGGGCCAUCUCAGUUCUAUUAAUGGCUGUGGCGUAAGGUCUUACGACAGUCUUUGGGAAAAACGUACCAACGAGGAGUUGAAGAAACUCUACUCCCAGUUAGAGAUUUACAAGAGGAAGAAGAUGUUGGCAAACAACCCUCAUCUCCAGAAGAAGCGGAGCUCCAAGAAGGGGCUGGGUCGUUCUCUGAUGAGGCGCAUUACUGAGAUUCCUGAAUCAGUGCACCGGCAAUGCAGCCGUGAGGACAAGGAGGCUGGAGAACAUGGGAGCAAUCGUAACAGCAUCUGCAUGUUGAAGAAGAACCCAUUCGAUCCGACUCACCCGGGAAAGCCAGCAAAGGAGGAGACACUGAAGAACAAGGUUUUCUCCCUGAAGAAGUCCCACAGUAGUUACGACCACGUCCGUGACCAGAGUGAAGACUCAAACAGCUCGGCGACAGAGAAGAUGGAGGUGACCACAGCUGAAGGGUCCCUCCUGGAUACACUUAUGGGCAAGAAACUGGUCAAGAAGAAGUCCAGUGAGAAUAUAAGUGUCCCCAGUGAAUCUACCGAAUCAGUACCCUUGGUCUGCAAGUCAGCCAGUGCCCAUAACCUCACUGCAGACAAGAAACCAAUUCAUCCUAGAGCCUCCAUGUUGCAGAAGUCCCUCAGUGUCAUUGCCAGUGCCAAAGAGAAGACUUUGGGUUUGACAGGAAAGACCCAGAGUACAGAGGACAGCAAUAAGAAGAGUCAGCCAAAGAGCAAAGACACAAGGGUAAAUGCAGAGUCAGAGAAUGAAUGCCAACCCAAGAUGAUCAUUAGCCAGUCAGUUGAGUACAAACAGACCACAGCAAAAGGCAGAAUCAUGAAACAGCCAGUGAGUGGCAGCCAGCCCACAAUCUGUUCUGAUCCAGUCAAGGGAAAGGAUCUCUACGAUCUAUCAGAAGUGUGUCCCUGGGAAGUAGAGGAUCUUCCAACACCUUCUGAAAACAAAGUCCAAAAGCAUGUAUCCAUAGCUCCAAAGGAAACCACAACAGUUCACGGAGGUGGCACCAAGGGGGGCAAAUCUCAACAGCAGAAGCAGAAAGUUUCUGAUCAAUCUCCAUCGAGUGCCCAGCAUUCAAAGGAAAUCCAGAGGACAACUGCUGUUCGAGCAGAGGUUUGUCCAUGGGAGGAUGGAGGUGAGAGUCAAACCAGUCAAGUGGAAGGGUUGAAGCAACAAACAUCCAGUCAGUCUAGCCAGCUUGCUAAGACCCAGCAGCCUCUUUCUAAAGUAGAAAGCUCCCAAACAAAUCUGGCAGAGGUUUGUCCUUGGAACUUCGAAGAGGCACAAAAGACGACAGAGUUAGCUUGUUCACCAAAUAUGACAAAGCAGAGAAAAGGCACCUCUCCAGUGGAUGGGCAAGGGAGAAGUACCCUUUCAGAUCCAUCCAAAAUAGCAGUCUCACUCCAACCACCAACUUCGAAAGCAGAUGUAUGUCCCUGGGACUAUGAAAGCACUGCAGUAUCUCCGAAUUCUGAGAGAACACCUAGCCCCUCUCGAGGUUCCAAAACCAAGGAAUCCCCCUCAAAAAAGACGGAUACCCCUUCCACAAGAACAGUUGAGAAAGAGAAAUCAAAAGACACUGAUGAUGAAAGAAGUAGAACAAAAGCAAAGGACAAGAGUAAAUCGUCAGAGAAACAAAUGAGCCAACAAAAAAUGGCUGAGGUAUGCCCCUGGGAUGUAGAGAGUCAUCAGGAGGUGCCAGUGGUAGAAAAAAGGAAAAGUGCUAAUGUUGGAGCAGCCAAAGCAAAGCCGGCUGAAGUCUGUCCAUGGGAUUUUGAGGAUACAUCAGAUAAGAAAGGUACUGACAAAAGUGCUUCUGUAGUGAAACAGAGCAAUCCAAAUCCUAAAGGCGGAGUUGUAAGUGCUCCAAAAAAGGCAGAUGUUUGUCCCUGGGACUUUGAGGAUAGCACAUCGAGCAAGAAGGCGUGACACUCAACCUUAAUGGACCACUGAAAUUAUAGUUAUUGAUGUAUACUUUUUUUCACUUUGAAAUCGUUAAAUAUUACCUUUUACUAUUAGUACGGUGACUUGGAAGAAAAGUUGAUCAAGUUCCACAAGUUGCCUUCCUUUCCGAGGUUUUGUUCCGGUUUUACCUAUUUUGAAAAUAAGUAAAAUGUAUAAAAACAAAACAAAGUCAUGACGAGCAUUCCAGAUUAUUACAGGAAAAUCCUGACGAUGAAUCUUAGACUACUUAUGCAACUUUUGAUUCAGCCUUUUCACUUCAUGAGCAAUGUUGAAAAUCUGCAUUUAUCAUAUUCUGUAUUCCGCCAACGAUUCUUACAUCGAUUUUUUUUUGUCCAUUAACAUCAUUACUUGGACUAGGAUAUGGCAUGAUAGAUGUGUAGAGAAAAAAUAUUGCUGUGUAUAGGAACAAGAAGUAUGAAAUUAAAGACAAAACAGAAAAAGUGAAAGCCAAAGAAUAAGGGAACAAUUGCAAAGAGAGGAUGUUGGUCUCAAUAUUAUAAAGUUAAUUUAUUAGUUUGUGUCCAAACCUUAGCACAGAGGGAAGGACUCAGUGAGGAAAUCAGCCUAAAGCACUUUAGCCAACUCCAUAAAUUAAGAACUGAGGACAGACUGUCCUUCUUGUACAUUUCAUCUUCUUACUUUCAACGUCAUGGCACGAUAUCAAACAGGAUAUCAUACCAACCAAGCUUAGGCAUUUUUUUUGUUUUGUUAUUUUUAGAUCUAUUUAAUUGUAGUUCUCCGCAGAUUAAAAUGCUUCCAAGUCUGCCGAGAUGUACUGUAUGUGCCUAACUAACUAGCAUUGUCUUGUAUCAGUCUGAAGUGAAGCAAGUGACUUCCUCUUCAGCAUUUUGUGACGGUGAAUUAUAUAAGCAGCAUGCACAGCCAGGUAACGAGAGUUGUUGGUCCCUACUGGUUUGUCAACUAAAGCAGUUAAUGUGUUGACAAAUAUAAUGUCAUUAUAGUUGACUUUUUUAAAUAUCAGAGGCACUCACUUUCCUGCUUUCAUAUUUCUAAAAGCUCCUUCAAGGCGGUAAAUAUUAUAAGAGAGCAGCAUUAAUAUGAAUGUGUGUCAAAAUGGCUCAUAUGUACACUGUAAAAACUAAGCAGAGAAAUACUGAGGGGAUACUAAGGAAAUAAUUUGCACCAGCUUUGUUCAUGAAUCCAGCAUGGAUCUUUUUGUUGGCAGGUUUAACUGCAGGUUUUACAAACAGCUGGUACAUACAACCUGCAGCUUGAAGGAUAAUAUUGGUUUGUUACAGCUUGGGUGUUAUUUUCUUUGUUUUAGCCAUAAUUCUUAUCAGUAACAAUAACAUUGAAUCAGAGAAACUACAACAAAGUCCUGUUGGGCAAGAAACAUGAGCAGUCGGACAGACAUAUAUGUGUAUACUUAUUUGGAAAAAAAAACCCCAAGGGUGAACUGUAAAAUAAUAUUGUUUCCCAACUUUUCCAUUGUAAACGUCAGUUAUAGUUUAUCGAUCGACUUCCUGGCCAGAAACAGAGUUCAUCAUCAGCCAGUUUUGAUGUCAUUUUCAGUCAAUACGGAAGUUGUUGUAUAGGGGCUGCUAUAAGCAGCACAUCUAUCUAUAAAAUAAAUAUGCUGAUUUAAAAGUUGUUUUUCUGUAAGUUGACUUACAACAACUUUUAUAGCUGCAUCGAUCUCAUCGACCCCAGGAAGAUGUCCCCAUUUCAUAUCCUGCCCUCGAAGAGCUGAUUGUCCAAUUGUUCCUCCAACUGAGAAAAACAACCGUCAGUAACACCAGAACUAUUUGAAUUGAGAUCUGGGUCAAGUCAAGUACACUUACUCUCAGUUUUACCUCCAAAUAAAGUGCUUUAUAUAAUCUAAACUGCUAAACUACUGGUUUGUUUACCAUGUUGCUGUGCUCCCAGAUCAUAGCAAUUACUAAAAUGUUAUCAUAACAGGUUUAAACAAUGGUCAAAACUACGAAAAAUAAGACACAAGCUUUUAUAAACUGGACCUUUUCUUUAACAAGCAUUAUACUGCCAUCAUUUUUUUUUUCUUUUUUUCUAUAUUGCAAGUUCACAAGUAGUGUAAUGCAUGUUUUGUCCCGACUUAAUACAAAAUAGGCUAAAGCCCAAUUGAUUAAUUACGGUAAUCAUUUUAGAAUUACGCUUAGCAAUGUGGUUAUCAAUUACUUAUCUUACUAAACCUUUUGAAGGUUUUGAUUCAUUCAGUGUUUUGUAUCAAAAUGUCUAAAUAUUCAUCAUGCACUAUACAUCCUGGGAUCACGGUAAAAAUAAGAAAUCUCCCACUUAUAUAUCAAAAUAUUAACUGCUGAAUACCUGACAAGAAUUGCUGUAAUGUGAGGAAAACUAUGUAUCAAUAUAGCAUCUACAGUACUUUAUGGUAUCUUGUGAGAAUUACAUGGUAUCACUGAAUGUUGUCACUGAUUGUAAUUAUCUGUAAUUGCUGUCAAAUUCCUCAUGAUAAAAUAUCCGAGCUCUGUAGGAGUCCUUACUAAUUGUCAUUAAAAUCAGUGCUUGUCAGUGAGAAUUUUACAAAGUCCUUAUUUGAUUAAACAGUUCUUCAACUGCUAAAUUUGACAAAUAUUUGUAGCCGUUCUUAUGCGAUUUUGUUUAACAUGAUUCUACAGCUAGACUCUAUAAACAUGAUUUAGACGCUACGUCUUAUAUCUGCCUCCACCUACUGAGAAAUUACCUCUGCCAUUGACCUUGCUUGUCUGAAAUAUUUCAAAUGUGGAGUGUUUGCCUUACAGCGUGGAUUUGUCAUCACCUCUGCUUUAUGAGCUCCUUUAGGAAUAGUAUCUGAGAAAAGCUGUCACCGUGCAUGGAUUGAUUGUAAUGCUUUGAUGGAUCUAUAUGAUAUUUAUGAACCAGAUGUAAAACGUCAUCCAUCAUCUGCAUCGUGGUAGCGGAUGCGGGAUCCUAUUACACGGGGAAUCCUGACCCCUGGUAUGACAACAGCGACAUUUCAGAAGCCCUUUCCGUUUUUUAACUGACUUAAGUCUUUGGAAUCACUGCCGCAUUGGAUUUUACUGCCCUGGGUGAUGAAUAAUAUGCUGUAUAUUUAAAAGAAAAAAAAACUUACCUCUUUUUUGUCCUUGUAGGAAAGCUAUUUUAAAUGAGGAGAUGAGUUUAUUUCAUAAUAAUUAUUUUCAAAGACGACAUGACUUGAGCUCACACAGGCUCUAAAACAAUUAUGAUCUGGGUGAAAUUUAAACCAUUUGUUUCAAAGAGAACCAACACAAGCAAUAUUUUAUGGCAUUUUCCAGCGAAAAAGGUACUUUUUUCUGGUGUCGAAACAAUUUUUUAUUUAUUUAUGUAUUUAUUUAUGUUGAUUUGAAACUUUAACGCCAGAUUAGAAAGAGUUGGAGCACAAAGGAUUACAGUUAUACUGUCUUAGAGCAGAAAAUAAUAACAGUGCAAUAUCCCACCAUUAUAUUAUGGAAUUAUGUCACAUAUUUUGCAUAAAAAUCAAUCUGAUCUGUUGUAUUAUUUGCAUAAUUUCAAAAAGAGUGUGUUUGCCGUAGCUUUCCUCAGUUAAGUCAGUCCAUAGCUGUCUGUGUAUUAAAUUGUGUAUGCAUAUCCAGUGUCUGAUUGUCUGUUUCUCUGGAGACAUUGUAUUUUAGCCGUAUCAUUGAUGAAUCAGUGAAAGUUUGAACCUCAACCAUUUACUCGGGUGUGCAAACCAAGACCAUUGUUCUUGUACCAUCUUGACAUAGACAAUACUGUGUCCUGUAGCUCUUUAUCCACCAAUUGGAUCUUUACCAUGGUGCGUUCUGUUGGCUAGCUGCUCUCAUUUCAAACCUGACUUCUCUCUUGUGACCAAAUCAAGUCACCCGAUGGCAAAUACAACUACUACUAUUGCUACUACUACUAUUCAAUGCUGUAACGUCGUAAAUCUUGCUCUUGUGGCUUCUGCAUGAAUUCAAGAAAUUAGUAGGACCGAUGUUUCACUGCCCUUGAUAGAACAAAAAAGAAAAAAAAUUGAUCUUUUAUGGACUGUUACAAGUUGUAUAGUGAGUGAUUCUGUCCCUAACCCACUGUAUUAUGUGCUUGUUAUAACUAUUGCUCUAUGACAAGCUUAUAGCAUCAAUAUAUGGGAAUAUUUGGUAGAUUUAUAUUGUGUUAUAUUGUGAUAGCAUGUACAUAAAAGAUAC
Thunnus maccoyii (southern bluefin tuna) is the source of this 8744-nucleotide messenger RNA. It is a transcript of the gene gpr158a, whose product is annotated as G protein-coupled receptor 158a. Gene Ontology annotation, biological process: G protein-coupled receptor signaling pathway. The coding region runs from base 484 to 4569 and encodes 1361 amino acids. Gene Ontology annotation, molecular function: G protein-coupled receptor activity. The record is from RefSeq and is a predicted model, not a curated record. Lineage: Eukaryota; Metazoa; Chordata; Actinopteri; Scombriformes; Scombridae. Gene Ontology annotation, cellular component: membrane. The transcript has 12 exons.